AUGGAUUGUUCGGACGUCAUGAAAGGAAGUUACUGCUCGUUGGAUGGCGUUUGUGAUUGUUCACCGUUCUACAUCAGAUACAACAACACCGUUUGUCUUCCAGCGCAACUUUUGAACAACGAGUGUGUUCUUUCCGAGCAAUGUUCGAUGCGUGUCGCGAACAGUACUUGCAACAGCAAUACUUGUCAAUGUAUUGACGGAUUUUUACAAUUUCGUAAACACACCUGUUUGUCACCUGCUCAACCCGGCACCGUUUGUUACAGCAACGAUCAUUGCCGCAUGUUCGAUUACCGCUCUCAUUGCGACUUUUUGAUCCCGAAUCUCUUCGGACGUUGUCAAUGCUCGUCUCCUGCUCGAAAUAUCGGAGGCACUUGUCUAACCGAACAAGAGUUACUUCAUUCAACAGAAGGUCCCAAAAUCGCCGUUGACGACGACGCAAUUAUCAUCGAAAGCAACGACAUCGAUGGAAAAGUCGAGAGUUUUGACGGUCCUCCGCCUCGUCCUCAGCAAACGGGACCUCCGAGCGGCGAUUCUGACACUACAAAGGGCAAAGAUGAAGACGAACCGGUAGUUGUUGAGAACAUUUUCCUGAAAAAUGAGGCAGUUACCACGACAGAAGCGCAAGAAAUGGAGAAAAAUGACGAAACAACAACUUUUGUCGAAGAAAUUUUGAGCACGGAAUCCCCGGAAAUGAACGAAAUCAUCACAAACAGCGAAGAAAUUGUUCAAACGACGCAAGAAUGGAUGAAAGAAGCAGAAACAACUUCACCUCCUGUCAUAAUUUUCGACGAAGAUAAAUUUUAUACGACUCCAUCGCCGCCAGAAACGAUGAAUCACGUCACUGACUUCCAAGAAAACCCCCAACAGGAAGUCGAAAAAGACAUUUUUGACGAAUAUCAUGACAACCAACCGCAGGAAUCGGUCGAAAUGCCUUUCGUGACAAUAAUAAAUCCGAACGAGACAGAAAAUGAAAUUAGUUUUACGACGGAAAGUGCGGAAACGAGCGAUAAUUUGGCGCAUUUGAUUGACAGAAGUACAAUUGAACCAUAUUUCACGAACGAAAUUGAUGUUACGAGUACGACGACGACUACAACAACAACAACUACAGCAGCUCCUGUGCGUUCAAGUACGAUUCGGAGCAAGAGAACGACUACUUUUAAGCCACAUCGACGUUCAACGACGACUUCGACAACAACAACAAGUACUACGACGGAGGCGCCAACAACUGUGAAGGUUUCAAUGGAGACUUCUACCAUGACUGAGGAACAGAAAAAGACUCAAGAAAUCCGCACUCGAGUCGAUCACGGCGACGGCUCUGUCUCCCUUGGGCUCAAUUGCACAAGCACUCGUCAAUGCCAACUCGCCGAUCCCUAUUCCUACUGCAACGACGACAACAUUUGCGACUGUUCGCAUCAAUCGGAAACCGAAAAAUGCAGUGCCAAGACUCGCGGAUGUGCUGACGGCACGUUCCAGUGUCGCAGUACCGGAGUUUGCAUCAGUUGGUUCUUCGUUUGUGACGGCAGACCAGAUUGCUCCGACGCAUCCGACGAAGAAUGUGUCUUGAAUGCGAAGGGAAAUGUCACGGAAUGUCCUCAUUUGUCGUUCCAUUGUCACAUGAGUGAUCGUUGCGUGUCACGAGCUGCUCUGUGCGACGGAAAACCUCAAUGUCCCAACGGCGAAGAUGAGUUUGGAUGCGAUUUUAGGAGAUCGAGGAAAUGUCCUGAAAACACAUUCAUGUGCCGCAGUGGCGAAUGUCUCCCCGAAUACGAAUAUUGCAACGCGAUUGUCUCCUGCAAAGACGGAAGUGAUGAACCAGCGCAUUUGUGCGGCACUCGUCCUCAGUCUGUGACGAGAUAUUUCGGAGGAUCGUCUCGCGUUAAUCGCUAUUGUCCAUUGAGAUGCGGAAAUGGCAAAUGUCGAUCAACGGCGAUCGUUUGUUCAGGUCGAGAUGGUUGCGGCGACGGAAGUGACGAAGAUAAUUGCUCAGUUUGCAGAUGCCCGGCAGUCACAAAUUAAUUGAAGCAAAGCGAAAAAUUUUAACCGAUCUGAAACUUUUUGGCCAAAUUUCUCUUAGAAUAGUAUU
This is a messenger RNA of Culicoides brevitarsis, 2083 nucleotides long. RefSeq names its product serine protease nudel (gene ImpE1). The transcript is spliced from 7 exons. Bases 1 to 2016 code for a protein of 671 amino acids. NCBI's taxonomy places the organism in Eukaryota, Metazoa, Arthropoda, Insecta, Diptera, Ceratopogonidae. Gene Ontology annotation, molecular function: protein binding. The record is from RefSeq and is a predicted model, not a curated record.